Messenger RNA from Calidris pugnax (ruff), 2962 nucleotides. RefSeq lists its product as uncharacterized. Lineage: Eukaryota; Metazoa; Chordata; Aves; Charadriiformes; Scolopacidae. The record is from RefSeq and is a predicted model, not a curated record. The transcript is spliced from 12 exons. Bases 324 to 1799 code for a protein of 491 amino acids.
AUUUGCAGCCUCCCUGCUCCCAAAAGUUGGCCACAGAUACCAAAUACACUCAGGAAAGAAGUUUCUUAUUCCAGAUUCCUUGAUCUUUCUUUUCACUAAGAGGUGAAAGGCAUUUCUUAUCAUUUUCCAAGUAGUGCAGAAGUGCUCCUCCUACCUCAGCAGUAACUUUGUUCCUUCCUGUUUUCUUUAAAAUCUCCAGCCAAGACACUCCUUCCAGCAGGUGUAUUCGAGGAUUAACGAAUGAGAAGGAAUAAAGUGAAGGAUAUCUCAGUGCAGUGCAUCAUCCAUUUCCAGGGGGAACAGAAGCCAUCUGACUUGACCCCAUGGAGUACUUGCCAAGGAAGCUUGUAUUAGUUCUAUUAUUGACUCUUCCAACAUAUUUUUUAAUUGGAAAGUGGCCUAGAGGUGAAGAUCCUGUUGCCAUCAGCAUCGAACCGUCGGUUGUCCUUGUUGGAGAUCAAGUGACUCUGUCCUGCCAGGUGGCAGACAGUGUCCCCUAUAACACGAGUGUGCUCUGGUACAAAAUGGAAAAGGGGAGGGGUGCUCCACUGUGCUCUUCCUCCAGCCUGGGUGGGGUGGUGGAGCAGUGCCAGGAUGAAGAAGAGCAGAGGAUGACGGGACACUGGCAGGGAAGAGCACUUCUUCUGGUUAUCCGGCAAGUGCGAAUCGCCGACGAGGGGACGUACGUUUGUGCACUGAACGGCAGUGUUGUCACACACGAGGCUACUACUCACCUUGAUGUUACAGCAAUUGGGUAUAAGCCAACAUUGGACAGGGAUCUGCAAGAGGAGAGAAUGUGUCGCUACACGUGUAAGUCAAAGAAAUGGUACCCAAAGCCUGAAGUCUUUUGGAUGAGCUAUGGAGGAGACACAGUAAAUGUGGAGGCUGAGACCCAUGUAACCUGGAGUGAGAGAGACCAUUUCACAGUGCAGAGCAGCAUCACAGUGCCUUGUGAUAACGUAGAUGUGGUGUGUGUAGUCAAACUCCUCAAAUCCAAGAUAAGCCGAUCAGGUGCCAUGAAUGAAAUUAUUGUGCCACAGCCAACCACUUGUACGUACAAGGGCAGAAUAAGUGGUUCCUCUGUAAAGCCCAAAGUGAUGUGGGUUAAUCCCCAAGGAGAAGAUCUAUCUUCACUGGCCCACACAAGCAUUCUGCAGGAGACGGAUGGUAUUUUUACAAUAGAAAGCUCCAUUGAGAUACCCUGUGGACAACCGCCACCUUCUUUUGUGCCCACUGAGAGGGAACAGGGUCCAUGGAUAGCUCAACAGCCAGAAAACGGAAACAUGAUUUGGAUUAUCAGCUCCUUUGUUUCCAUUAUUUUACUAGCACUCCUUCUGAGGCAGAUUGGAAAGCAGAAGGAGAUUGAGGAACUGCGCGCAACGAACGAGGAACUGCUCGCAACGAACGAGAACCUGAAGAAGGAGAUAAGUGAGUGUCGCUUUUCCCCUGGAGGUCGUGUGAGCCAGCUAAUUGUGAGGUUUGGGGGUCUUCAUAGUGUGUUGCUUGUGGGUUCUGCCUUCUUGAGGUUUUGGUGCCAGCAGGAAUGUGAGGGAAAGGUAUGUAGAGGUAAGGCUGAGAUGGGGCUGAAGGGGCUGCAGAACCUCAGCUAUCAACCAGCCCAGGGACAUUGUGGGAAAAUGGGUGAUGACGGGGUAUUGAAGAGAUCCCUGCCAGAGUCAGAAGCUUGUGAGAUGCAGCUCCAAGGAGCGUUAGUCGGCCACCAGGCCAGAUUUUUUGUGGCUUCCUUGGGUAGAAUGUCCCCUAGUGGACUGCUUUGUAUGUUAUGGUUCUUGCCCUGACUUGGCUUUCUUGCCCUUUUUCUCUUGCUGCCCACGGGGACUUGGCAGAAAAACUGCGUGAAAAGGAAGGUGAGUCCCUCUGGUUGCCUGUGUGCUUUCAUGUUUAUUGUUGUUGAAAGUUGUCUAUACUUUUGCCUCCACGUUCCUUGGAAAUAUGUCACCUCAAUUCUUCAGGAAGCUGUUUCCAUUAGGAAGCCAAACCCAAUCCAUGGGAAUAACUCACAGUAGCUCAAAUGAUCCUCUUUUACAUGCUGUGUUCUUUCCAUGUCCUUUGAUACAUCCAGCUUUAUUGACCUGCCCAUACUUUUCUGCCUGCUGCCCUCUGCUGUUCAAAAGAUUACCUCUUAUCACUUGUGACUCCGGCUUUCUAGUUGGAAAAGUUCUUCCUUGUAUGCAGGGGAAGAACAAGAGCCCAUUUAGAAAUGACAGUCAAUGUCUCGUAGAUCUCACUGCAUGGAAACCUGUGGUGAUUUCAGAAACAGCAGGCAAAAAGAUGGCAUUUCAGGAGAUGGCUGAUCCAGAACCAUCCUCUAGUGCUACCAAGUACUGAUGUCUAAUCCACAGUAACCUUUUCUUUCUGUGUGUUUCUCUUGUUUGCAGUGGAUCAGAUGGAAGAAAUUGGUAAGUCGUUAUUGCUUAGUGAAGGGGGAAGACUGAAGAGAGGAAGAGGGUUCUUGUUUUAAAGGGCAAUUAAUUUAGAGCUUGUAAACUCCUGGGGAUUUGAAACGUUCCCUUUAUGCAGUUCCAAGUGCAUAUCUCACACCUGUAUGUUCACGGGCUCAGCUAUUUGUCCAAAACUCAAUGUUUUUCACAUACAGAUGCCUGCCUUUGAGCUAAUCCCUUAAAUUCACAUCUCAGAACUGCACAAUCCUACUGGGACCCCUGCUGAGUUGUCUUUUCAUGUUUCACACGUAAAAACACAAGUUCACCUGAUUCUGCCCUGGAAAACAGUUAAUAUUUACUUGUCUGUUUUGACUUCUCAGCAGCUUAGUUUGGAUAGUGGACUCUCCACCUGCCACACCUUCUCCACUAUCCUUCGCUGCCCAGCCGCUACUGCUCAAAGCUGUCAUGGUUGCACAUACCCACAAACUCACUGGGAAGUGCACUCCCUCCUCCCUUCAGACCAUUAGGGAAGAUUUACCCAACUUGUUUCUUUGUAUGCA